Molecule: messenger RNA, 813 nt
Organism: Toxotes jaculatrix (banded archerfish)
Lineage: Eukaryota; Metazoa; Chordata; Actinopteri; Toxotidae
Gene: eef1b2
Product: eukaryotic translation elongation factor 1 beta 2
Exons: 7
Coding region: 83-763 (226 amino acids)
Biological process (GO): translational elongation
Cellular component (GO): cytosol; eukaryotic translation elongation factor 1 complex
Molecular function (GO): guanyl-nucleotide exchange factor activity; translation elongation factor activity
Source: RefSeq, a predicted model, not a curated record
CUUCCCUCCUCCUCCGUCCUUCUUCUUCGUCGUCCGGCGGCUCCUUCCUCCUCCUCCUCCUCCUCCCCGGUUCUUCUUCAUCAUGGGCUUCGGUGACCUGAAAUCAGCCUCCGGCCUUAAAGUGCUGAACGACUUCCUGUCGGACCGCAGCUACAUAGAAGGGUACGUCCCCUCUCAGGCUGAUGUGGCGGUCUUCGAGGCGAUCUCGUCGCCACCCUCAGCCGACCUGUGCCACGCUCUCCGCUGGUACAACCACAUCAAGUCCUACCGGGACCAGAAGAACAGUCUUCCAGGUGUGAAGAAACCUCUGGGUCAGUACGGUCCUGCAGGUGUGGCUGACAGCACCUCCGGCUCCGCACCCGCCUCAAAGGACGACGACGACGAUGACAUCGACCUGUUCGGCUCCGACGAUGAGGACGACGCAGAGGCAGCCAGGCUGAAGGAGGAGCGUCUGGCAGAGUACGCAGCCAAGAAGGCCAAGAAGCCCGCCCUCAUCGCCAAAUCUUCGAUCCUAUUGGACGUCAAGCCGUGGGACGACGAGACGGACAUGGCCAAGUUAGAGGAGUGUGUUCGCAGUAUUCAGAUGGACGGACUUCUCUGGGGACAGUCCAAACUGGUCCCAGUGGGUUACGGCAUCAAGAAGCUGCAGAUCAGCUGUGUGGUCGAGGACGACAAGGUGGGCACAGACGUCCUGGAGGAGCACAUCACAGCCUUCGAGGACUAUGUUCAGUCAAUGGACGUUGCUGCUUUCAACAAGAUCUGAGAAAACAACAAACACAAAGUCAUGCUCACAAUAAAAAGCACUUCAACACA